Molecule: messenger RNA, 1831 nt
Organism: Anneissia japonica
Lineage: Eukaryota; Metazoa; Echinodermata; Crinoidea; Comatulida; Comatulidae
Product: equilibrative nucleoside transporter 3-like
Exons: 13
Coding region: 425-1816 (463 amino acids)
Biological process (GO): nucleoside transmembrane transport
Cellular component (GO): plasma membrane
Molecular function (GO): nucleoside transmembrane transporter activity
Source: RefSeq, a predicted model, not a curated record
GGGCCGCGGUGGUCCCACAUACUUGUGCUCGCAUCGGGGAUAUCCCCUUGUAUUUAAGACUUGGUAGAAAACUCUGAAGUUUAUUGGUCUAAACCAUUGUAGCUAAAUAUGCCUUAGCAUGCGUAUAACUGCAAGGCCGUUUAUUAUUGUCAGUCCACUUGCUUUGUCCAAAAUUUGACAAUAGUCGGGUCUCAUUUUGUAUGCGUUGUUAUUGAACAGACGCUACUGUGACGUCCGUUUGGAACUGAAUUUUAAUAUCUGCCAAACAGUCGUUGGGUUUCUUAAACAUUUCGUAACACAAAUGACAACGCAGCUGUAUUUACGGUCGAGACAGACAGCUGGUGUAGAAGGUUGGCCCUAACAAAAUUUGGAGAAGAGGGGGAAAUAACAGACAUCUAAUCAGUAACCGUCCAGAGACAACAAAAUGGGUCCCGAUGAGUGUGGUCAGCCCCAUGGGUCAAACAUGUCACUCAAAGCCCAAGAGGCUGAACGCACCUACAAUGAUGAUGCAAUGUGGAAGACAGACCACAACGGAUACUCGGCACUGAAUGAGAUGACGAACACAGAGAAAUCGAACGGAAGGGGGUCUAGGAACGGGUACUCUGCUGUGCCAACUGGUGUGGAGAUGGAGGUGCGAGUUGAGAAUGGCGAGACCGUUUCAGAUAUAAAGAAACACCGGCUGGAGAGUAUAGACUUCGGACGUACGCCUCCAGACAGAUGGAAUUUAGUGUACUGGAUCAUGGUCCUGCAUGGUGUUGGUGUUCUCUUGCCAUGGAAUAUGUUUAUAACGGCUGAAGGCUAUUUCACCGAUCACAAAUUUGGAAAUCUUAGCUCAGAUGUUGGAUACAAGGAUAAAUUUGUAAGCUACCUUGGUAUAGCAGCAUUCACACCGAAUAUCACGCUUAUGGUUGUAUCAUUAUUUUUCCAACACAAAACAUCAAGAUGGCAUAUCCCAAUUUCGCUUGUAGCACUUUUCAUCAUGUUUAUAAUCACAACGCUGCUUGCUGUUAUUGAUACUAAUGAUUGGCCACGUAUAUUCUUUAUGGUAACAAUGGCGAGUAUUGUUUUAAUUAAUGGCUGCACUGCAAUCUAUCAGUCCGGUAUGUUUGGAAUUGCUGCACGAUUCCCAUCACGCUAUAUGCAAGGAUAUGUCAUUGGCCAGGGCCUUGGAGGAACAUUUGUAGCACUGAUUAGUAUUCUAUCCAUUGCUGCUGCUAAAAGUUUACGAAAUGCUGCCAUUGGCUUCUUUGGCUGUGCCUGCCUCGUGAUUGGUAUUUGUUUCAUCUCUUACAAUAUGUUGUUUAAAUUAUCAUUUUCAAAGUACUACAUCGGACAUGAACAAAGCAAUGAUAAUGAUGAUGAUAAAGCAGUAGUAACACAUAAAAGACCACCGUACGGAAGGAUCUUCGUUGCGGUUUCCAAACAACUGUUCAACAUAUGGCUUACUUUUUUCGUCACCUUGGCUGUGUUCCCACCAAUGCUGGUGCAAGUUGAGCCUGCCACACCAGAGCCCAGAUCAACGUUCUUCGAUGUGUACUUUACACCGGUAACAUGCUUCUUUAUGUUCAAUUUCCUGGACUUCCUUGGCAGUUGCAUUCCUGGUUACUUACGACCACCUCCACCAAACUAUUUGUGGAUACCAGUGGCCAUCCGCCUUGUGUUUUUCCCUAUAUUUAUGUUUUGUAACUACCGUCCAGAAACCAGAACCUUACCGGUAUUCUUUCUAAAUGAUUACCUGUACAUUGGUUUUAUAUUCAUCUUCUCGAUCUCCAAUGGGUACCUGAAAACAGCUGCUAUGGUUGCUGGUGCAAGGUAAGUUAUUGUGUUUCUU